Messenger RNA from Drosophila bipectinata, 4074 nucleotides. The record is from RefSeq and is a predicted model, not a curated record. NCBI's taxonomy places the organism in Eukaryota, Metazoa, Arthropoda, Insecta, Diptera, Drosophilidae.
AUGGGUAUCAUUAUCAUUAUGGAUUCUAGGGAGUAUGACAAUGAUGCCGAAGAGUCUCAGAUAGAUGAACAGGACAAGGAGAACCAGCAUCGUGGCCGGCGUGGCAGCAGCAAGAGCCGCAAGGAUCUGUUGCCGUUGCUGACCGAGGCCUCGAAUAUGCCGCAGGAUCACUUGUAUUCGUACGUGUAUGGAGCGGCUGGAUCCUGGGGCCAGUGCCUCCAACCGCAGGUGUGUUCGGCGUUGCUCCGGGCUCUGCACAGCGAGCAACUGGGUUACCUGGCCAGCUGUUAUCAGGGCGGGGCAGGGACCUCGAAUGCUGCCACUUCGAGCAGUGGCACCAUAACCACCACGCACACCACUGCCACUGGAUCGUCGGCAGCUUCGCGGCGUCCCCUGCGGCAAGCAAAUCAAAACCAACAACCCCCUCCAUAUCGCACGGGAUCCCACUUUGGAUUCAUGUCACCGCGCCAGUUGCCGCGCACCGAGCACAAGCACUUGCCAUCGUCGGAGCGGGAUCGGCAGGGCUAUCGUCCCAUGCAGCGGGCCAUCAGCUACGAGGAGAUCUUUGCCUCCCCGCGCUACGAGCACCUCUGCCAGUUCUGUUUCGAGCAGCUGCUGCGUCUCAAGCCCGAGCUGCAGAGGAUUGGCGGAGGCACCGGUGCCAGCAGCUGUGAGGAAGACUUCACCAGCAUCGAGAGCAGCAAUGCCAUGACACCGACACAGCUGCCCAAACAGCUGCCUCCGGUACCGGAGCUGGCCGACGACGACUAUGAUUACAGCGAUAUGCUCCAACGUCCGAGCAUCCAUCAGGAUGCCAGUACCCAGACUGGGUGCCCGACCGCUAGUGCCUCCGCCACAAACUUCCUUAACCAAAUCGAGCGUUUCAACUUCUCGGAGGAAUCAACGAAUGUGGGCUAUAUACCCAAUCUGGUCAACAGCGAGAUGAGCAUCUUUGGUCUGGAGGCAUCCAGUGCUGGAGCAAGUGCCACUAGUGCUGCUCCUCCGAGAAUCUACCACCCGAAUGGGGGUGACAUCACCGAGGUUUGGGGCUUUGGGCGCUGGCAGGAAGCUCUGGGUGCCCAAAUGAUUCAAAGCGGCCACCAGCCGCUGACUGAGCACCGCCUGACUUUGGAGAUCACCGAAAACUUUGAGACUCACCAGAUGGACCUAGGUCCUGGAGCGGAGUCUCUUGAACGGCAACUGAUGACGCGGGAAGAGCGGCAGCGUCGCAAGUUCGAGUUCGAGGAGUUGUGGCAGGAUCAUGUAGAAUACUACACUGGCAAGGAGGAAAUGCUGCAGGAGGAGGCUGCGGAAACUGUGGACUUCUUGGGGCACACAGUACAACUUUGCUUGGGCGGGAACAGGCAGAGGACUUAUACCUUCCCAGCCCAGGACUGGAACCGUGAUCAGGAAUCGGAGGAAGAAAACGAGGAGCAGCCGGCAAAGGCUCCUCCCAACGAUGAUACACUGACCGAUCCCACCGAUGAGUUGCCCGGCAUUCUGGAAAGCUUCGAAAAGAGCCUCACUGUAGCCGGCGAGAAUCUGGAGAAGCUGGUGGCCACCACCAAGCAGUUACAGACCUUAAACGUCCAGACAUCCAGCAGCUCCUUGGGGGAUAGGCCUUUGGCGGAUAUUGGUAAUCUUUUCCCCUCCAGUAGUUUGGAGAACAUCCCGGAAGUCUCUGACCAGGCAUCCGUAUUGGAGGAGGAACUGGAAGAAGAAUUCGCCGAACCGGCAAACCCCAGCAUGAGCAGCAAUGGGGAUGAGUUUGGUGAAGAGAUUACCCGAAGCCUGGACCCCGAGGAGGAGGAGAAGCGUGACGACGAAAAGCCCGUGUCUCCAGAUACACCAGAGGUGGGGGAACCAAGUGCCAAGGAGAAGGAAGUGGCCGACGAAAAGGACAUAGAUGAAAAUGAACUGAAGGAGCAGCAGGACUUGGAUGGCCAGUUCCAUGAGUUGGCUGGGGAAGUCGGCUUGUUUACUCCCUUGGAACGAGAGAUUCUGCAGCGCAUCGAGACCGAUAGGCUGGACGAUGCUGAGCCCAUUUUUGGGAAGAUAGACCACACCAUCCGCAACAAGCUGACUCCGAAAAAGUUGCAGGACAUGGUCAGCGAGGAGAUCUUCCGCACGUGCACCUAUGUCUACACCAGUUCUCCCGCCGCAAUCAUGCGGCCACCAGGAGACACUCCAUCGACUCCCAGUGGCUCUUCGUUGUCGGCCCACAACAUUAGCGCUCCUUGCAGCUCGACAGCCCAUACUCACCUGGUCAUACGGCCCACACCGAGAAUGUCGCGGUCCUGGGCAGAGGUUGAAGACGGGGACCAUCAGGAUGGGAAGCCGCAGGUGCAGAUGGAUGAGGAGCAGGGUCUCCUGGAACGGGCCGUGUCCUCCACAACAUUUGUCUGCCGGCCGAGUGCGCGCCGCAAGCGAAACUUCAUCCAGGAGAACAUUCGCAAUGCCUGCCGACCGCGUGCGGCAUCCGGAUCAGUACAGAAGCCAAGGGGCAACGUGACCAUUGGCGCCCUGUCUGCCCGCCCCAGUCCGACGACGGUUUGUGCCUUCCAGUGCGGCCAGCGGGAUAGUGGCGCCCGUCUGUGGGUUUCCCUGCCCACUAGCCCAUCUCGUUCUCGCUCCGGCACAAAGCGCGGCACCACUGCCAGUCCCACUCGGGCGUUGUACAACGUCCGACGAAGUCCCACUUCGCCCUAUCCUAAGCGCCGCAAACCCUUGGUUCUGUUGCCGCCCUUGCGUGGCGCAGAUCUGGCCAAGAAGCCGUCCAAUGGCUUUGAGCCCAGUUCGUCCAGCUUAUCCCUCCAUGAAUCGAUGUUGACCAGCACUUUCUUUGUGCCAAGUAAUGGACAAGCGGAUGACCAUCAAGCCUCCAUCCACACCUUUCCCAUCGAAGAUCUGAAUGAGGAGGAGCAGGAGGAACAGGAUGAGAAAGUUGACCAAGAUGAGCAAGAGGAUCAGGAGGAUCCUGCUAACAACAGUCAGGCCGAUUCCUCGUCGGCGGUAGACAAGGCCAAUGGCACAACUAGUACCAUGUACUACAGUGCCAACAGCACCACGGAGGACGGAGAGCAUUCACAGCCAAGCGAAGAUGGGGAGGAUCUUGAGGAGCUGGGUUUCCGGCUCAUAAACAGUGAAGAAAAUCCCGAAGGAGAAACCUUCUUGGAGGUGGCUACUUCUAACAGCGGUGAGGAUGAAAAUACCUCCCACAAGUCAGAGGAGGAGGCACAAAUGGAGAAGAACUCCUUGCCCGAAAAUGACAUUGAAUCGACCAUAACGAACUUGUUCUCCGGGGAGUCUCAGAUUCCAUCGCAGUCUGAAAAUAGCGAAGUAGAGAAUUCCAGCGAGGCUAUCGACAAUGGGGAGACAUCUACAUCUCCACCAGAAGUCUCUGAAGAGCAAGGAAUGACUGACGAAGAGCCAAUAUCUUCAGAAGAUCAAGUAAAUGGAUUUGAACCUACACCUGAAACUAAGGAACUACUGGAGGAUGAGCAAUCACGUCUUGAAGGUGGAUUCCAAUCGAAAAUGUCCAAGUCGUCAGGGUCAUCUGAUAAACCAGAGAACACCGAUGCUGAUGAUGACUCGGUUCGCUCGAGCUUCUCCUUGAACAAGGCCCGUGAAUUGAAUCCGAUACUAUCCGAACACAGCUACCUCCUUGAUGCUGUCAGCAGUGACGACGAUAAGGCUGAAGAGAAGGUUAUCAAGGUGACCAAGUCGGAAACAAAUAUGGCCAAGGGUGACGACCAACCGAGCACCUCUAAGGCAUCUGACGAACGUAAGAGUGGUGGAGCAGAAGCCAUCCCCAAGCCGCCGGCCUCUCCUUCAUACUUCUCCAUGGGCCAGGAGGAUGAAGAUGUAGUUGUCCUAGAAACCAAGUGCACCGUCGUGGGCCAGCAGAUGUUUGUGCGGGAGGUGGGAGUGAAGGAUGAUGAGCAGGCUACCCAAUCGAAUGGUUGGAUCAAGAUCGAGGGAAUGAUGGGGGAUGAUGAUGAUUAUGAGGGUCAAGAACCCCAUUCAGGUAGCCAGGAGAUAGAUGAGGAGAUAGAACCCACUGAAGAAGAUUGA